This is a messenger RNA of Hevea brasiliensis (rubber tree), 1695 nucleotides long. Its product is annotated as BRAP2 RING ZnF UBP domain-containing protein 1. Gene Ontology annotation, cellular component: cytoplasm. Gene Ontology annotation, molecular function: zinc ion binding; ubiquitin protein ligase activity. Lineage: Eukaryota; Viridiplantae; Streptophyta; Magnoliopsida; Malpighiales; Euphorbiaceae. Gene Ontology annotation, biological process: Ras protein signal transduction; protein ubiquitination. The record is from RefSeq and is a predicted model, not a curated record. The coding region runs from base 104 to 1558 and encodes 484 amino acids. The transcript is spliced from 11 exons.
UCAUCUAACGACGUUCGUCAAGCCACUAACCCACCGGUUUCCCGCGAAUAUAGAAUUGCUUCUCCUCCACGGCCCACCGAUUCAACUCAAUCAAAAGCCUACGAUGUUUAUCCUCCGAGUUCACUCAGUGGACGUCGACCACCCUCUCGCUCUCGAGGAGGCCGCCUUCUCCACCGUGUCAACUACCCCAAUCCAGUCAAACCCUACCCAUAACCCUAAAUACAGUGAAAGAAGAGGGGUAGUGCACCUUUAUCGAAACGCAUCGCAGAGCUCAUUACCAAACCCUAGCUCUCGAUCCACUUCUCUCUUCAUCGUAGCUGUCCCCAACUAUCUCUCCGCCGACGACUUUAUCCGUUUCUGCGAGUCCCACAUUGACAAGGUCCAUGAGCUCCUCUUCAUCAGGAACGAUGGGAUGGAAGAUCGGUACAGCGUGUUAAUCAAGCUCAGUGAUCAGGUGACAGCUGAUGGAUUUUAUGGCAACUUCAAUGGGAAGCGAUUUUCCCCUGGAGAGGCUGAGAUAUGCCAUAUUCUAUUUGUCCUUAAUGUGGACUACACUGAGGCUGCUGAGAUAGCCAGCACCCCUCCAGCAGGAUUCACUGAGUUGCCUACUUGUCCAAUUUGCCUUGAGAGAUUGGACCCCGACACUAGUGGAAUACUCAGUACACUUUGUGAUCAUUCAUUUCAAUGUUCAUGCACUUCAAAGUGGACCUAUUUGUCUUGCCAGGUCUGUCGACUUUGUCAGCAGCAGGAUGAGAUACCAGUUUGUUCUGUUUGUGGAACAUCAGAGAAUUUGUGGGUUUGUCUAAUAUGUGGUUUUGUGGGAUGUGGAAGAUAUAAGGAACAGCAUGCUAUAAGGCAUUGGCAAGAUACGCAACAUUUUUAUUCUCUUGAUUUAAGGACACAGCAAAUUUGGGAUUAUGUUGGUGACAACUAUGUUCAUAGACUGAACCAGUCAAAAGCUGAUAGCAAAUUGGUAGAUAUGAACUCUCGCUGUAUGUCGCUCGAGGGAGAUUAUGGCACUUGUGGAUGUAGUGAGGAUUCUGGAAUUAAUGGGGCUCUCUUUAGCAGCAAAGUUGAAACAAUUGUAGAUGAGUACAAUCGUCUUCUUGCGAAUCAGCUGGAAGCUCAAAGACAACAUUAUGAAUCUCUAAUUGCAGAUGUUAAAAGUAAACGGGAAAGUUCCAUUCAAGAAGUGGUGGACAAGGCUGUCACUUCCACAAUGCAGGACAUCCAAACUAAAUUGGAAAAAUGUGAACAGGAAAAAGAUGCUGUUGCAGAGAUCAACCGAAGUCUCAUAAAGAAUCAAGAAAUUUGGCGUAGGAAGGUUAAGGAAGUUGAGGAGAGGGAAGCUUCAUCCCUGCGCUCAAGGGACGAGAGGAUACUCGAUCUUGAAGAACAGAUUCGAGAUCUUACAGUCUACAUUGAAGCCCAGAAGACGCUUAACAACAUGACAGAUACAAAUGAUAUUCGAGGAGGGACACUUUUGCCAGUUCCAUCAAAACAGUCAUCCCCAGCUAACAAUAAAAGGCACACAAAGCCAGGUCGAAGGCGAACUUAGAUAAUCAUCCCUCUUUUCGGAGACUUAUGACCUUUUGUAUUUUGUAUAGUUGAAAACUGCUUCAUUUGUUGGAAUGUUGCCCAUAUCAACUGAAUAGUUUAGACAGGGAAGUGGCAUGGUUAGGUUCUCUUUUUUUU